Molecule: messenger RNA, 1544 nt
Organism: Zea mays
Lineage: Eukaryota; Viridiplantae; Streptophyta; Magnoliopsida; Poales; Poaceae
Exons: 8
Coding region: 260-1138 (292 amino acids)
Cellular component (GO): membrane
Molecular function (GO): protein binding; serine-type endopeptidase activity
Source: RefSeq, marked validated
CAACCAACCAGGCACCAGGCAACUACCACCACCGUCUCAACACGACAACACCCGUCUGGCCGUCUCGCCACGCUCGUCCGGCAGUCUCCUACCGGGCUCCGUCCCGUCCCGCCGCCUGCAUCACCCAAGGGAAGUACAGCCGAGCCCCCACUCGCGUUCCCUGCCGCGCGACCUGAUCGUACGGCCGGGGAGGCUGCCGCGCCUCCUGACCUCGCUUCCGCCUCGCCUCCCCGACCGGACCAGCGGCCUCCGUCUGAAGAUGCAGGGCGGCGUCUCCGGAUUCCAGAACGCGCCGGUGACGCGGGCGGUCGUCGUCGCGAGCGGCCUCCUGUCCGUCGUCUUCAGCGCGCAGCGGCGCGCCCGCGCCCUCGGCAUCUCAUACCAGGACACUAUAACGAAUUUUCGUUUAUGGAAGAUAUUCCCAUCUGUAUUUGCUUUUCAGUCAACACCAGAGUUAAUGUUUGGACUGUACCUUCUGUAUUACUUCCGUGUGUUUGAGAGGCAGAUAGGCUCUAACAAAUACUCGGUUUUUUGUCUCUUCACUAUCACAGCAUCAUCGCUCCUCGAGAUCCUGUCAUUGGUUAUCUUGAAAGAUACAAAUUACAUCAGCACGCUUGCAUCAGGGCCUUAUGGUCUCAUAUUUGCCUCUUUUGUUCCCUUCUUUCUUGACAUUCCAAUCACAUCACGGUUCCGUAUUUUUGGUCUGAAUUUCAGUGACAAAUCAUUCAUUUACUUAGCUGGUUUUCAGCUUCUUUUAUCUUCUUGGAAGCGCUCCCUUAUUCCUGGUAUAUUUGGUCUGGUUGCUGGUUCUCUCUAUCGUCUAAAUGUGCUCGGCAUCCGCAAGAUGAAGCUUCCACAGGUUAUUUCAUCAUUUUUUGCAAGAUAUUUCGCCCCUUCCCCAGGAAGCACAUCUCGCCCCUCCAGGAGUCUUGUUGGAAACACACCGUCCCAUAGAGGCCGUGCUGUUCAGAAUCAGCCAUCAACUGGAUUUGCACCUAUCGUGGAGCCUCCAGAGUCCUCCGUUGCUAUGCUGGUCUCAAUGGGCUUUGAUGGCAAUAACGCAAGGCAGGCACUCGUGAGGGCUAGAAAUGACAUCAACGUGGCAACGAACAUCCUACUGGAAGCACAGUCUCAUUGAACUAACGCACUGCAACUUUCUGGUGGUAAAUUAGAGGGAAGAACUGGUUAUAUUCCAAGAUGAACAAACAAUAUGAGCACAUUGGACUACAGAUCGGUAGAUUAGUGCCUCAUUUCAUCUACCUUGAACUGCAGGCCGACAGUUUAGUAAAUCAGCGUAUACAUUUGCGGCAGUUAGUUUUAUCGUGUCAAUACUUAGAUGCCUUACAUACAGAGAAUGUAAUAUUCCAAUUUCAGCUUGUAGGAUAGAUGAUAUAAGCAUUCAUAGUGUACAAUUCAUCCGAUGUUUUACAGCUUUAGAACUUGUUCCAGCACGAUAUGUGGAUCGUGCUGAGUUCCUUGAUGUUGCAAAGAAAACGAGGAAGGACAUCAGGGAUCGGUAAAAUUUAAGCUUGUUUUAGGGCGAA